UCCAUGGUGACGGCUGCUGAGCAUCAUGGUUACUGUAGUUUUGAACAGAGUGAUUUAAAGUGGAGGGAGACGGUGGAGAUCCCCCUUCAUGAUAAAAACAAAGUCAGAAAGUGUUCAAGAUGACAUCGAUAAUUGUCUGUUAUUGAUCCAGAAUCAGAAUCAUCAAAUCGAAACAAGGAGCUAAAAGAGGCUCAAACAAUUCAGAGCUGCAGUUCAUCAGCACCAGACACAUUUUACUGUCACUGACUUUUUAUUUAUUUUUUAUAUCAUUAUUAAUAUAUAUGUUUUUUGAUAUAACUCACAGGUGUGAAUAAUCAUAGUCGUUAAUCUCAGUCUGAGUGGUCCGGUGCUCAAAACCCAGCAGCCAAACGGCCAUAUGUACCUGCAGCAGCUAGAGGUCUGAGCUGCAGGUGGAGUUCGGAGCUGCAGGUGGAGGUCGGAGCUGCAGUGGGCGUGUUGGUGGAGGAGCCAUCAGCUGCUCAUCAGUCAGCUCAGAAAGUGAAAUCAUCAUUUUCAACAAGAACUUUUGGUUCACUGGAUACGAAUGUGGCCGGGAUCUCAGCUUUAUGUUAAUGAAGAGCAACCAAAGCAAUGUCACGCUUGGAAACGCAAUGCAACAGUGGGUCAUGGAGGUGUCGUCUCACAGCCUCUUCCUGCUGCAGCAGCUCAAUGUUCAGAGAGAAUUCGGCUUCCUGUGUGACUGCACCGUCGCCAUCGGAAACGUCUACUUCAAAGCUCACCGUGCUGUGCUCGCCGCCUUCUCCAAUUACUUCAAGAUGAUCUUCAUCCACCAGUCCAGUGAGUGUAUAAAGAUCCAGCCCACAGACAUCCAGCCAGACGUCUUCAGCUACCUGCUGCACAUCAUGUACACCGGCAUGUGUCCCAAGCAGCCCGUGGAUCAGAGCCGGCUGCAGGAAGGCAUCAAGUUCCUUCAUGCCUACCAGCUGUGCCGGAAACCUGGCGAAGGCGCCACCGACACCACCACUGACGUGGUACGGAUGUCCAACCUGUAUGGCAUCCAGAUAUCCUCCCAGCUGGCAAAUAAGGAGGCGGGCGGUGUCCCCAAGUCCACAACAGUGUCCUGCGGGGCCCCUGAUGAUGGAUGCUCCUCCAGCCGGGGGGGGCGGUCCCACUCCCAGCUAUCCCUCGCCGUUGGACUGGAGGGGGUCCCAUCAGACCGCCAGGCCUCAACGCUACGCAACGUUUGCUCCGUUGCGUCUGGAGACGACUCAGACAUCUCGACUCGCAUCAAGCAGGAGCGGCUGGAGGAGGAGGAGGGUGAGGAUGGUGAGAGGGAGGAGGGUCAGGGGGUGGGGUCUCCAUCUCCAGCUCAGGGCAGCAGUCCCAGUCAGAGCCUCCUGUUCAAAGACCGGCCUCUGGUCCUGCUGUGUCCACGAUGUGGAGAACGCUGUUCUUCCCCCGAGGGCCUGCGAGAGCACCUGUUCAGCCACGCCCUCGACCCCACCCGCCUGAUGGAGGGAUUGUCGCAGAGUGGCGAGCUAGAUGCCGGCGUGGAGGAGGGGCCUCCAGGGGGCCAGGAGCAACUGGAUGCAGGAUGUCUGGAGGAGGCUCUGAGGCAGAGUCAGGCACUCGCCAACCAGCUGGCUGCAGAGCUGCGGAGGAGCCGGGGGGAUGGAGGAGGAGAAGGAGGUGGAACCAGCCCGACUCCCGCCGUCCUGCACUCUCGCAAACGUAAGAUCGCUUGCGCUGUCUGCAGUCUGCGCUUCGCCCACAAGAGUCAGCUGCAGGAGCACAUGUACACACACACUGGCAAGCCGUCACGCUACCACCGCUACAACCGCCUCUGCAGCCAGCUCUUCCAGGCCUCCGCCCACUUCUGCGAGGGUGCCGCAGAGCCUGGGGGCGGGGCCGGGGCCUCUGCCGGCAACGUGACGCUCUCUGAGGAGGCCAACAGGGACACUCAGGACAAUGGCAGCUCCUGCUACUCUCUGGACUCUGAGAUCUCCCAGGAGAGUGUUGACGGUGUGCAUGUCGAGUGAUGUCAUCAGGUGAACCAUGGCAGGUGUUUCACCACCAGGUGCCAUGACUGAACACACAGGUGGUUCUGCUCUGAACCUGGUCUCUCAGACUGGACUCUGAGGUUUGUGUUGUCAUUGUGUUUCUGUCUCUGCUGCUGUGUGAUGGUCUGGUACCUGUGCAGGUGUGUGUGUGUGUGUGUGUGUGUGUGUGUGUGUGUGUGUGUGUGAUCAUGUGGUUAUCAGCUGCCAGGGGAUGACUUUGAAAUGAUCGAUCAGUCGACAGAAAAUUAAUCAGCAGAUAUUUGAAAACUGUAAAGAAUAUUUGCUGAUCAUCUUCUAUAAGAAUCAGUUUGUUGGUUGAACAAGAGAAAACAUGAAGACGUCAGCGUGGAUUCAUCGAUAAUCAGAAAAUAAUCAGCGGAUUGAUAAUAAGUCAGUUCAUCAUGAACAUUGCAUCCUGUUUGUUUCAUCGGUUCAUGUUUGUUUCUGUGUAAACUGACACUGUGUUGAAUCCGGAUCUUCCACGCUCAAUAGCAGACAGUGAACACCUCUGAGGAAGACACACGUUGAAAUGUCGGACUGUUCCUUUAAUGUACCAUCAGUGUGACACCAGACUGUCUGUAGAUCAGUUUUAGUGCCUUUGUCUGCUCGUUUGUGUUGUUUCCAUCAAAGCUUCACGACAAUCUGAUAUGAACUGUGUAAGACGAUCACUGAUGCUCGAUUUCUUCUGUCUGGGUCGGAAAACCGAAGCUCGACUGAACUUCUGUUAAAGGAUCGUUCCACUGUUUCACUAAAGAAGUCCUGCUAACAUUUCUGAUCGUUCUGCGCUUUAUAGAUUAAUGUAUCGUAUUGACCCGAAUAUAGAACAAGAUUUUUUUUUGAUGAAAAUAAUGUAAAGAAGUGAGGUCAUCUUAUAACUGGGGUCUAACCGUUUACACAUGCUGAUAGUUGUCUGGGGUCGCUACACUACCGCAACGGCAGAGGGCGGCAGCUUAUGGUAGAGACAUCACUGACACUGUGGCUGGGGUCAUCUGUCAAUCACAGUGGAGAAGUGACAGGAGAUGAAAAAUGGAGAGGCGCUGUGAUUGUACAGAGCAAAGUGGAUCAAACGUGGGGCAAGUUUACAGACAUCUGAGGCGGAGCUAUGAUGCUAAUUUUAAGAUAAUGGUGGUCAAUGCUGCAGAGGCGUCAAACAACUGUCAGCCAGCCAAGAAAUAUGGAGUUACCGAGUGUAACGUCUGAAGAUGGUGGGUCCAAAAAGACCGUUUGAAAAACGCUAACAGUAAGAGAAAAGCUUAUCGUGGUCCUCAAAGCGGCCGCUUCCAAGAGAUUUAAAGGAGGGUAUGUGAGUUUGUCAUUGAGAAAUGAAACAAAGGCAUGCCCAUUACCAUUAAUUAUUCAAAUGUAUUUAAACAAAGUCAAUUUUGGUAAUCAGAAUCUUUUUCUGAGAAGAGGAGUCGUCUAAUAAUCAGGGUCGUCCUAUAUUCGGGUCAAUACGAUAGUUGGUUUCAGUUCCUCUUCACACUAAACACACAGUUCGAUGUGACUUAGAAAACUAAAACGCCACAAUAAACAAUUAAAAUGUCUGAAAUACGUCUAAAUGAAAAGGGAAUUGAAAUAUAAUGAUGAUAAAAAUGUUUAGAAUAAUGAUCGUCAGCGUGCUGCUGGUUCGAUGUCAGUCGACUUGUAAUUAAAGAAACAGAGUACUACAGUAUAACUUUAUUUUGAAAGGGGAACAAUAAAAACAGUGUAAUGGUCCUUAAACUGGAGGUGGUCAGGUGACCAACGUUCAUUGAUCAGAACCUCCCUGUUGAGAUAUUAUUGAUUAUUGAUUGGUGACUUCAUUUUCAUUGUGUUUCACUGUAAAAAGAAUCCAAACAGGAAGUUUGUGUCGACAUGUUUUGUACAUAGACGUCUGUUUUUUCAUUGAUGGAACAAUAAAGUUUUGUAAAUGAAA
Acanthopagrus latus (yellowfin seabream) is the source of this 3936-nucleotide messenger RNA. RefSeq names its product zinc finger and BTB domain containing 25 (gene zbtb25). The transcript is spliced from 5 exons. Gene Ontology annotation, cellular component: nucleus. Gene Ontology annotation, biological process: regulation of transcription by RNA polymerase II. Gene Ontology annotation, molecular function: protein binding; DNA-binding transcription factor activity, RNA polymerase II-specific; RNA polymerase II cis-regulatory region sequence-specific DNA binding. Lineage: Eukaryota; Metazoa; Chordata; Actinopteri; Spariformes; Sparidae. Bases 567 to 2000 code for a protein of 477 amino acids. The record is from RefSeq and is a predicted model, not a curated record.